CGUGCGGCCCCGACGCCGCUUCCAGCCACCCGGCCCGGGUGCUGGGGUGGGACCUGCGGCAGGGCACGGGGCUGAGCUAGGCGGAACGAAAGCCCCAGCCCCGGACGACAGCAGGGCGCGCCCACUGCAGAGCGACUCCAGAAAUCUGAUCUGUAAAAACCAAGAUAUCAUCUUCAGAAACUCCCAACAUGUGCUCUCCUGCCAGUUCCAAAAUUCUCUACAGGAACCCCCGGUUUCUCCACUUGGCCUUUCUGCAGCUCCAUCACCAGCAGCAGAGUGGUGUGUUCUGUGAUGUCCUGCUGCAGGCCGAAGGUGAGGUGGUCCCAGCACACUGCUGUGUCCUGUCAGCCUGCAGUCCCUUCUUCACAGAGCGCCUGGAGCAGGAGAGACCUGCACCGGGGCAGAAGGUGGUCCUGGAGCUGGGGGGUCUGAAGAUCCAGACCCUGCGAAAGCUGAUAGACUUCCUGUAUACAUCAGAGAUGGAGGUGUCCCGGGAGGAGGCCCAGGACGUGCUGUUGGCCGCCCGCCAGCUUCGUGUGUGUGAGCUGGAGUCCCUGCAGCUAGAGGGGGGAAAGCUGGUAAAGGCCCCAGCAGGCAGAAGGCUGAACCGGGAGUGCCUGCAGCCCAGCCCCGGGCCCAGUUCCACCAGGAUGCCAGCUUCUGGCCGCUCUGUUUCAACACCACUGCCUUCUCUGCAACCUCCCAGGGCAGCAAGGGCAGAGCAUCGGGGGAAAGCAGAGGGUCCCCCAGAAGAGGGCACCCCACUGGGCGCAGAGCACGUCCCAGGCACACUGCUGCUCCAGGGCAAGGCCAGAGUUGGCCAAGUUCCACAGGGGGAAGGCUCGGCAGGCCUCAGCCAAGAACCUGGGGCUGACAAGCAGGACCCCGUGCCCCAGCCUACGGAACCGGCCCGAGCCUGCCUGUAUCCUGUGGAGCAGCAGCUGCUGCCCAGGAAAAUCAGGCUGAGCCGCUCAAAGCCGCCUCCCAGUGGUGGUGCUGCUGGAGCUCCCAGUGCACUGCCUGCUGCCCCUGGCCGGCGACUCUGGCGGGGCAGGGUGAACAGAGAAGCGGUAGAGGACAGGCAGAAGCCAGGCAGGGCCAGUCCUCUGCAGAACACCCCCACACCCUCUACGCCUGGUAGGCUGGGUGGGGGCAAGAAGCGGAGCCCUGAGGCCUUGGCACCAGGCCCAGAGCUUGCAGAGGAGGGCCAGGUCAGCAGAGUAAAGCUGCGGAAAGUGGUCAACGGUACCUGCUGGGAGGUGGUACAGGAGCCACCCCGGGCCCCCAGGAGCCCCAAAGAGAGCCCCCAGACACACAUUCCUGGAGACAUGGGGCAGCAUUCAGGAGCCUGGCUGUCCCCCACCAGUGAGCAGCAGGUGUCUUCUGCUGGCAUAGAGCUGUAUCAGGACUCGCCUGAGGGCACUGGUGUGUUGGACGUCAUGCUGGCCUCAGGCCGCUCCCCAGAUCGGCCUGGGGUGGGGCGGGCAUUUGGGUCCAGCCCUGAACUGUUGAGCAGUGAGCCCAUGCUGAGCAGUGACCGCAGCAAGCCCUGUGCCUUCGGGGGUACCCUGCGUGGACAGCGCUGUGACGGCAUCUCAAACUCCGUGGCCACCAGCGAGCUGGAGGACAUCCUCGACUUGGUGCUGUGCAGCUCAGACAUGGGGCCACCUGUCAGGUCCCCUGAGAGCCCAGGGGCUGAGGGCUGCAGAACCCCGAGUUACCACCUGACAGGCGGAGGGAACUGGAUGGAAGCAGCAGAAUGGUGCUUGCCAGAUCUGGAACUGUGGUCCAAAGAGCUGGAGGGACUGGAAAAGGAGCCUGGCAGUGAGCAGAGAGAGCCAGGGGACCCCCCAGACACCCCCACCAUGCCUUCCGAGGGGAGGGAAGGCCAGGCACUUCCAUCAGGCGGCACUUGGACUCCAGAUCUCAAGUUCACCAUCUCCCAGCUGACGGAUGAUCACACCAGUUCCCCUGGAAACCCCUCAACACCAGGCUCAAGCUGGACAGGGGGUGGGCUGGACACAGGGCUGGCUGUGUAUGAGGAGCUGUGUCCUGCUCUUGGGACAGACCCUGGCCAGCCACCCCCCAACUCUGAGGAUGAGGAUAUUGACGUGGGGGACUGGACAGCAGAGGCCAGGCUGGUGUCCACCAGCUUCCCCUCAGUGUGGCCCGACCCAUCCUCGGAGUCAGAAACGGAGGUGGACAUCCUCACAUAGUGGAGGGGGAUCAGGGAGUGCUGGACAGCAAGAGGCCCCUUCCCACACAUGGCCAGUGCCUGACAGCACAGGAUGGCUCGCCUGGAGCCGCCACCUGGGCCCUGGAAGCCAGGCAGAAGUCCAGGGAGAAUCACAGGUGGAAAGCUAGGACCCUGACACACUUUUAUUCUUUGUAAUUUCCCAGUUAGUGACAGGUCAAUAAAUUGUCCCCAAGUCUAGUGGGCCCUAGGUACCAGUUUAGGAUACGUCUGGCCUGGCAAGUAGGAGGAGCUGCAGGUAGUGUCCUCCCUCUGUGCAGGGCUCCACUGGGGCCUUAGGCACACCAUGACAGACAGAUGGCCAGCACUGCUCACAGGUUCCGUAGCAUACCAAAGGGCCAGGGAGAUCCACUUGUCAUCAUUUCCAGGAAGUGAGUCAAAGGUACAGUUGCUUUUUUAAACUUAAUUUCCUUUGCUGUCUUAGUUU
Cavia porcellus (domestic guinea pig) is the source of this 2681-nucleotide messenger RNA. It is a transcript of the gene Btbd18, whose product is annotated as BTB domain containing 18. The record is from RefSeq and is a predicted model, not a curated record. Gene Ontology annotation, molecular function: protein binding. Gene Ontology annotation, cellular component: nucleus. The transcript has 3 exons. The coding region runs from base 189 to 2216 and encodes 675 amino acids. Gene Ontology annotation, biological process: positive regulation of transcription elongation by RNA polymerase II; piRNA processing. NCBI's taxonomy places the organism in Eukaryota, Metazoa, Chordata, Mammalia, Rodentia, Caviidae.